Molecule: messenger RNA, 2130 nt
Organism: Cyphellophora attinorum
Lineage: Eukaryota; Fungi; Ascomycota; Eurotiomycetes; Chaetothyriales; Cyphellophoraceae
Product: Transcriptional activator of proteases prtT
Exons: 2
Coding region: 1-2130 (709 amino acids)
Biological process (GO): regulation of DNA-templated transcription
Molecular function (GO): zinc ion binding; DNA-binding transcription factor activity, RNA polymerase II-specific
Source: RefSeq, a predicted model, not a curated record
AUGGCCGCACCGAAGCGAAGCUGGACAGACGCGAACCUGCCUUCACCUCACAGCGCUCCAGGCCACGGCGGCUCCUCUACAUCGCCUCACUCACUCCAGUCGCCGUCGCAAUUGACAUCGCCGAAGAGAGCGCGCAUCAACGAGGACCCAAAGUCACUAGCCCGGGGUCAACGCAGCGCAAGCCAGAGCAAUGGAGCUCAGGUCGAUAACUCAAAGAUCCCCGGCAUAUCGCGCAAGGUGAAAGCAUGUGCGGCUUGUCGCAAGCAGAAAAUCAAGUGUAUCAUGACAGGCGAUCCACCUUGUCAACGGUGCAAAGAACGUGGGCUGUCUUGUCGCUUGAACAAAAGCUUGCAGACUCUGAUGUCGGAAGACAGCAAGUGGAAAGCCUCGGUGACCAAAGAUGUGUUGUCGCUGUAUGGCUCCGUCGAACAGGUGCUACAACUCCUGAAUCUGCCGCCACUACCUCAGCUGCAAACAUCUACGCAAGACCCAGCUAUCUUCUUCGAUCAGGACGACCCUGUCAAAGACGAGGACGAAGAUGACUCUUAUGAUAACUCGCCGAAAGUCGUCCCUGUCACAGACAAUUUGUCACACGUACCGAUCGAGUCCUUGUAUCAGAUCACUGGAAUGCGCGCACUGCGUGCGGCUGAAGGGGUGAACGAAGACCAGUCUCGCAUCUGCAAGCAGCUUCGAGACACAGACUUUAUUUCUCGCGGAGUGAUCAAAUUGGAAGAUGCGGAACCUUUGGCCGACUAUUUCCUCCAGAAGCUUGAUCCCUACAUCUGGCACAUAUGCGCCGAUUAUAAAGAUCUGGAGUCGUUUCGGAGUCGAUCGCCGACACUGACCGCUGCUGUUCUCACUGUUGCUGCUCUUCACGAUACUGCUCAUUGCCAUCUCUAUUCGACAUGCGCCAAGGAGUAUAAGCGUCUGGUCGCCAAUGCCAUGUUUGAGCGAAAGAUUGACAUGGAGUAUCUGCGGGCUCUUGUCAUAGGAUCAUACUGGCUCAGCGAUAUUUCGUGGACGCUAUCUGGAUAUGCGAUUCGUCGAGCGAGCGAGUUCCAUCUCAAGCAGUACUAUCUGCAGAUCGCAGACUCAGUCAGAUCACCUGAUAAGGCAGAUGCCGCAAAACUUACUGAAGCAAUGGAUGGUAUCAGAGUGUUGUACCUGUUGUACAUAUGUGAUCAUCACCUGUCCAUACUCUAUGGUCGAUCCUCAGUCAUGAGGGAUAACGAAAUAUACAUCACAGGUUGGGAGGCUUAUCUUGCGUGUUCUUUGUCGACCGACUCAGAUCGGCGGGUGGCCGGACAGAUCUGUUUGAUGUACCUGAUAAACCAGAUACGCGAGAGCCUCGGACCAGAGGACACGACAGCUGUCUUACCUGCUUCGGCAUUGCCCAAGAUCAACGGCUUCGAGCGAGACCUCGACGACUGGAUUGCUCGCUUCUCAAGGCACAACCCAAGCCAGCUUAUCGGCAAUUGGCCCAACAAAGGCGCCAUCAUGCACUACCACUGGGCAAAGCUCUACUUACAGUCGUAUGUCCUCCGAGGUCUUCCGGAGCAAGGAGCAGUCAUUCCAGAACACUUUCUCGAAAAUGCUUCAGCUGCGGUUCAAGCCGCGAUAGCCAUCGUGAAUCUACUAUUGGAGGACAAAGAUGCCCAAGUCGCCGUGGCGUAUGUACCUCAUCACAUUCACGGCAUGGUCGCCUUCGCAGCGAUGUUCCUCCUACGAAUUGCUACAAGGCAUAGCGAACAACUGUUUGUGGAUCAAAGUCGCUACCAACGCUUGAUCGGAGCGCUAGCGCAGCACUUCAAGACGGUCGACCUAGGCAAGGACCAUUUAAUACACCGCAUGGCAGAAGGUCUGGAGAAGAUGUCUGAGAGCUUGGGUGGCCCGACACGCCGCAGCAGGAAGAGCAUAAGCAAGCCGUCACAAUCCGAGGAGAAGCCAGCCAUGAGCUCUACGCAGAGCCAAAUCACAAACGGCAAUGGUGGCAUUCCAGACUAUGCCACCCUCGAUCCUACCGCCUUUGACUUCGGUGACUCGGCUAUGAAUUUGGGAAUGCCGUUCUUCGAUUUCGAGGGCACGACACUUCAGAAUGGGUCUGGUAACGAUAUGUGGAAUUUCAACUGA